AUUAUAAUGACUCACUUCAUAGGUGAUGAAGUCUCACAACACUCUCUCUUUCAUGAAAUCAUAAUAAUGAAGUGAAGUCUCAUUACUUACUCUCUCUUCAUACCAUUUCUCCUUCUCAACCAACAAAACUCUCUCACCCACCAAAGAAGAUGAACAACGUUGAUUCAACUCUACUAUUCCUUUGCUUCUUCUUCUCCAUCUCCUCAUCUUCUCAUGUGCAUCUCGCCGGUGCAAAACAAACCGCCAGCAACAUCACGGCAUCGUCAGAGAAUCCAUUCACACCAAAAGCCUCAUUGAUACGUUAUUGGAACAAUCACAUCAACGGCGACUCACCAAAACCUUCUUUUUUCAUUUCCAAGGCCUCUCCACUAACACCCGUCGACUCCACGCGCUUCGCCUCACUCGCUUCUAAUCACUCCCUCCACACGCGCCACUCCGAUUUCUGCUCCGCCGCGAAACUCUUCUGCUUCCCUGAACUCGCCGCUCAUUCCCUAGAAAAACACGGCGAUGACGUCGACUUCGCCGCGUAUAGCGGCAAGAACUUCACAAACUACGGCUCCGACCGUCUCUCCGGAGCCGACUCUUUCAAAAACUAUUCCGGCGGUGAUAACAUCGCCGUCGACUCGUUCCGACGUUACAGCCGCAACUCCGCCGGACACGACGAAGGGUUUACAACUUACGCCGGAGAUGUCAACGUGAUGAAGUCUCACAACACUCUCUCUUUCAUGAAAUCAUAA
Camelina sativa (false flax) is the source of this 737-nucleotide messenger RNA. The record is from RefSeq and is a predicted model, not a curated record. Lineage: Eukaryota; Viridiplantae; Streptophyta; Magnoliopsida; Brassicales; Brassicaceae.